ACAUUGAACAGUUCUGUCAAAGCAUUCACCGUCUCCGCAGUGUGGAAAUUUUGAGAAGCAAAAAGAAACUAUUCAUUUUCUGGUAAACUAUCUCAAAACUAUCCACCUGAAAUGGCCGAUCUAGCUGCACCGGUUCGCGUUUCACCGCUGAUUAAGUUUGGACGGUGGUCAUUCCUUGCUCUUGGAGUUGCCUAUGGAGCGUACCACCAGUCGCGUCUGGCUAAGCGGGAAGUCGGUAUCCGGGAAAUCGAAGCCCAACAGAAGAUUGUUCGUGAUGCCAAAUUGGCCGAAGAGAAGAAACGCAGUGCUGCAGAGGAAGCCAAGGCACUCGCUGAACUUUCAGGCCCUGUCAAGAAGUAGGUUGUAACGUGAGUUGUUAGUCCUUUAUUUUUAAUCGUACCAACGUACACAUACCGUAAAUCGAUCGCGAAACAAUAGAAAACUGCUCCCAUGGAAUUAUCGCAAGUGAAUAAAAACUUAUUGGUUCUCUAA
Messenger RNA from Wyeomyia smithii (pitcher-plant mosquito), 492 nucleotides. RefSeq names its product ATP synthase subunit e, mitochondrial (gene ATPsynE). Bases 112 to 360 code for a protein of 82 amino acids. Gene Ontology annotation, biological process: proton motive force-driven ATP synthesis. The transcript is spliced from 3 exons. NCBI's taxonomy places the organism in Eukaryota, Metazoa, Arthropoda, Insecta, Diptera, Culicidae. Gene Ontology annotation, molecular function: proton transmembrane transporter activity. The record is from RefSeq and is a predicted model, not a curated record.